AUGGCUCCUUCAAGUGUCCAAGACCUCUUCGACUCGGAAGACCUAGUCACAAUCAACAGUGACAAGUCGAAACAACGAAACCGCCGAACUCCAACCCCAGACUUUGGGCUGCUCCGCCGUCUAGUACCCCUUGUUGCGGACGGGAAAACGGUCCACCUCAACGCCGCCUUCAUGCCCCCUUCAAACCUCAUCGUCAAUGAGGCGCUAUCCCGCUUCUGCUCCGAAGCACUCCGCCACCCCUCACCCAAGCCGUCCUGGAAGGAAGACGUCGAGGCCGUGAGGACGCUCCUGGCCAGGUACAUCAACGCCGACCCUUCGACCAUUGCCUUUGUGCGAGACACGACCGAGGGCCUCGGGAGCUUCAUCCACGGGCUGAAGUUCUCGCCGGGCGACAACGUGGUCAUCCUCGACUGCGAGCAUCCCAACCAGGCCUUUGCGUGGAUGACGCUCCGGUCCUCUGGGCUCGAAGUCCGGCUCGUCCCUACGGACCCCGAGGACCCCGCGGCCGCGGACGCGCAGACAUUCGCGCCCUACGUGGACGAGCGGACCAGAGCGAUCGGGCUGAGUUCGAUCAUGUUCCACAGCGGACAGUGGAACGACGUCGCGAGCGUGUGCGCGGCCUUCCGACCCAGAGGGAUCCACGUCCUGGCCGACCUCACGCAGCAGGUCGGCUUCGCAGACGUCGACGUCCGGGACCUCGGCGUCUCGGCGGCGGCGUUCAGCCUCCACAAGGGGCUGAACACCCCGACGGGCCUCGCGGCGCUGUACGUCGACACGGAAGUCAUCAGGGAGACAGACCCGACACCGCCGAUUGUCGGGUACGGCGGCGUGAGCAGCGUCAGCGACUCGGAGGACUUCAUGGUGCCCCAGGGGCCCGUCGUAUUCCACCCCACGGCCAAGCGAUACGAACACGCCAACAUGAGCUUCGUCUCGGCCGUCGCGGCGCGGGCGUUCCUGCAGUUCUAUCUGGAGGUGAUGGGGCCGCGGAAUGUCGAGCGCCAUCUGUACGACCUCGGCGACGCGUUACGGCGGUCCUGCGCGGAGAUGGGCGUCGGCGUCGUUGGCCCGAGCGAGAGGAGAUGGCACGCGCCGCACCUGCAUGUUCUUCGACUACACGAUCCGAGGUGGUUUGGGCGCUUGGAGGAUGCAGGGAUUGUCGCGACGAGGUUCCGAACGGGGAUUCGGGUCUCUUUCGGGUUCUACAACAGCCUGGAGGACGUGAAGCGGCUAGCGGAGGUGAUCAGGUCUGGGAUCCUGAGCGGCAUCCCGGCGUGUUAG
Messenger RNA from Colletotrichum higginsianum IMI 349063, 1278 nucleotides. Its product is annotated as putative Class IV aminotransferase. The transcript has a single exon. Lineage: Eukaryota; Fungi; Ascomycota; Sordariomycetes; Glomerellales; Glomerellaceae. The record is from RefSeq and is a predicted model, not a curated record. Bases 1 to 1278 code for a protein of 425 amino acids.